Messenger RNA from Jatropha curcas, 1786 nucleotides. Its product is annotated as beta-glucosidase 24. The record is from RefSeq and is a predicted model, not a curated record. Lineage: Eukaryota; Viridiplantae; Streptophyta; Magnoliopsida; Malpighiales; Euphorbiaceae. Gene Ontology annotation, molecular function: beta-glucosidase activity. Gene Ontology annotation, biological process: carbohydrate metabolic process.
UAUAUGCAACUUACUCAAAUGGAACAACAACAAACACUCUUCUUUUCCAAGAGGUUAUGGAUCUUUCUUCGAAAAACAGACUUUCCUAUAAUCUCUUUCCCAUUUCUGCCAUUGUCGUACUAGCAUUCAGCUUCUCUGCUCUUGAUCAUGCAACUGCGUCCAGAGCUGUAGGGUUACCAUUGAAGGUAGAAGAACAAACUGCAUUGGGUUUUAGAAAUAAUGAACCAAUUACUAUUAGAAGAUCAGACUUCUCUGAUGAUUUUUUAUUUGGAACUUCUACUUCUGCCCCGCAAAUCGAAGGAUCAACAAAGAGUGAAGGGAGAUGGCCAAGCAUUUGGGACUCCUAUGUGGAGAAAAACCAAGAUAAAGUAAUCGAUGGAAGUAACAUGGAGAUUGCAAUUGAUUCUUAUAAGCGAUACAAGGAAGAUUUGGAGCAUUUGAAGAACCUUGGAGUAGAUGCUUAUAGAUUUUCCAUAUCGUGGACCAGAAUUCUUCCUGAUGGAACAUUGAGUGGUGGAUUGAACCAAAAGGGAAUCGAUCAUUACAACAGUAUGAUUGAUAUUUUAGUCCAAAAUGGUAUCAAACCUUUGGUGACUCUAUUUCACUUCGACUCUCCUCAAAUAUUACAAGAUGAGUAUGACGGCUUUUUAAACCGUUCAAUCGUGGAUGAUUUUAGGGAUUAUAGUGAAGUUUGUUUUAGAAAAUUUGGAGAUAGAGUUAAAAAUUGGAUUACAAUCAACGAGCCACUAAUGGUUGCACAACUUGGGUACGAUUUGGGGAUUGGUCCUCCACUCAGGUGUUCAGAUCGAACAAAAUGCUCUGUCGGUAAUUCAUCGACGGAGCCUUAUAUUGUGACCCAUAAUCUUCUACUUGCUCAUGCUGCUGCUGCCAGGCUUUACAAGGACAAGUACCAGGCAAAACAAGGAGGUGAAAUUGGAAUUUCCCUUGUAGGACAAUAUUUUGAGCCUUAUGAUUCUGAAUCAUUGGAUGAUAAAGCUGCACAAGAAAGAGCCAUGGACUUUGAGUUGGGUUGGUACAUGGAACCAUUAGUGUAUGGUGAGUAUCCUAGUAUUAUGAGAGAAUUAGUAAAGGACAGGCUUCCUAGUUUCACAAAGCAAGAGAAGGAGCUAGUCAUGCAUUCUUUUGAUUUUAUUGGCAUAAAUUACUACACAUCAUAUUAUGUCAAGAGCACCACAAUAGAUCCACAUGCUACACCUAGCAGCUAUACUUUCGAUCAAUUCUUAACUAUAGGAGUAGAGAACAAAGGUGGAAUUACCUUAGGCCCAAAGGCGGAAGGAUAUGGUGUCACUUAUAUAUAUCCAGAAGGGCUUCAGAAAUCUCUAGAAUAUAUUAAACAAAAAUACCAGAACCCUAAAAUUUACAUUACUGAAAAUGGGAUGACCGAAAAACGGGACGACAACCGUGGAUUAGUAGAAUCACUAGAUGAUCAACGUCGAAUUGAGUAUAUUCAACAACAUUUGCAAAUAAUACAUAAUGCAAUCAAGAAUGGAGUGAACGUGAAAGGCUAUUUCUAUUGGAGUUUAUUUGAUUCUUUUGAAUGGUUAGGAGGGUACACAGUAAGAUUUGGGUUAUAUUAUAUAGAUUUCAAAGACAAUUUUAAACGCAUCCCUAAGCUUUCUGCAUUGUGGUAUCAUGAUUUCUUGCGAGGUGACACAAAGCAAUCCUAUUGAACAUUAUUGCAAUUCAUUUCUUUUAUUGUAUGGACAAUGCUUAAAGAUUAUAUGUGUAUAUAUAUUUCUAUUCGGUAAAAUUAAUUAUUUUUGCA